This is a messenger RNA of Anguilla anguilla (European eel), 2662 nucleotides long. It is a transcript of the gene c7h12orf56, whose product is annotated as chromosome 7 C12orf56 homolog. The record is from RefSeq and is a predicted model, not a curated record. The coding region runs from base 624 to 2549 and encodes 641 amino acids. The transcript has 13 exons. Lineage: Eukaryota; Metazoa; Chordata; Actinopteri; Anguilliformes; Anguillidae.
GCGACUGUGAGAUCUGCUGAUGUUUAAUUGUUUAUAACUAUAAUAUCAGUUUGGAACUCUUUUAAUGUCAACAAUAAAGAAAAUAGAGAGAAUAAAGUAAUAAUGCGUGACAAGUAAAUAUACACAGGAGAAAUAACCAAAAAAAAAUGGAUCUAGAUAAAUUCUGCACUGCUUCGGUCCCUGAUUUACAUCAGUGGAAGUCUCACGCGCGCAGGUUCAGGUCUGCAUUCUGCGAGUAACAAAAAUUUCACCGAAGAUUUACAGCAACGAGUGUCCCAGAAAAUAAAGAAAAGUGAUCAAAGGACGGAGCUGAACUGCUGUCUGCUCUGUCUGGAGUUACUCCUUUUCUUUCGGGUGAAGGAUUUGAGCCAAUCGGAGAGCCUGUGCGUCAGUCAAUGUACCUUUGCUUUAUAUAUGGGGACGCGCAGUCCACCGGUGUAAGAAUGAGCGUCUUUUAAAGUAAUUAAUUAAACAGUUGGUAAUUUCCAGAAUGUAUCAGAUCUUAAUAUGAUGUUAUAUUUCCAAAACGACCAAUCUGAAACUAAGAAAAUACAGAUUGCUUUCGAAGAUGCAUUUUUUUCCUUUCUCUUGUAAUCUGAUGACAGCGACAAGUGUCUCAUUGCAUGCUGGAUUUCAUGGCCAGGACUGAUACAGACGGUUUGCAGUGCAGCCGGAACAGUAAACUGGACACUUUUCUCAGGAGGAACACUGAGCGCAGCGUUUAUGAUCGGAUUCGAGCCUACGAACCGUGUGUUGUCAUCUCUGAGACAGUCAACAAGGUGUUCAUGUAUGUCGUCUUGAGCGACGAUACUGUCUACCUGGCCGAGUACCCGCCUCGCACCAUUCGACAGGCUGUCAGUUUCAGGGACGUCCUUGACAUCGAAUUGGUAAAUGAUUUACCGGAUUUUCUCAGUGGCCGCGACCGUGAACUAUCGCAGCAUAUCCGUGUUGUGUACGCCACUGCCAAGCAUGAUGGGAAAAAAGGAGGAGAGAAAGCUGGGCCACGCCCACGCCCGUCCGCCUCCCCUUCCCCUUUCCAUCACAGCAACAGGAGCGUCUCUCCAUCAUCUCUCCAAGGGCUCAGCAGUGUUCUCCUGUCUACCCAGUCAGCCCCGUCCGAGUCAGUCAGAUGGAGCGCCACUCCCUCCUCUCUGAGGAGCAGCAGGGAGGAAGAAGAGGGGGAAUACACCCUUAAACAGACAAGGUCUGCUUCCUGUCCCAGCCCCAGCCUGCAGGGCCUCCGAUUGCCCCUGCCUCGGUCUUUAUCACCGCAGCCCCUCCUCUCCUCCUCCUCUUCCUCAUCGUCUUUGUCGUCUUCCCCGUUCCCGUCCUGCGUCUCCACUUCGGCUGUGGGCCCGGCCCCCCCAAACCCGGGUGAAACGGGCGGGGCCGGGGAGUCGGUCAGAAGGGGCUCCGUCCUGUCACGGCUGAUGAGGCGGGUAUUAGUGGAGAAGGGCGGGGCAGAGAGGGAGGAGACGGAGGCGGAGCUGCACUUGUACGCCGUGUCCGUGACCUCGCGCAUCUACCUGCACCUACUGAGCUCCUGGAACAGCUACAUGAUCAGGUCAACGCUCAUGCUGGACCCACUCUACAGGAAGAGAUGCAGUCUGAAUUCUAGUUCGCUCUCUCAGAAACAGUGCCAGAUCAGCAGCUGGGAGCGCACGGCCUGUCUGUUCCGUCAGCUGAGCGGAGAGCUCCUGCAGGAGGGCAUUGGCCUGGAGUCUCUGUACCUGCUGCUGCAGGAGCUGCACACAGCUGCACAUCGCAACAUCACCGUCAGGAAGCUCUUCUGGAGGUCCAGUGACCUGUGCCCAUUUCUGGUGAAGACUCUGGAGGAGGCCCUGAAGAGAUUUCUGGACCCUGCUAAUGGGGACAGCAGAGCUCAGAGAGCAGACAGGCUGCUACUGUGUACUUUGGUGGCGGAAACCCUCAGCCUAAUGAUGCGGGAGAUGGAGGUGGAGCCAGCACGAGAUCAUAUGCUGACAGCCAAGCGGGGUGCACUGACUGAGAAGCUGCUGCUAGCUUUGGUUUGUGACCCUGAGGUUGUGCUUCAGGCCCCAGUGGGUGUGGAGGAGUCAGGCCAAACGUCCGUGCACGCGGAGCUGCAGGGCCUGAUGGGAGAGUUUUUGGACGCUGCGACGGCUCUCCUCUUCGAGGUGGUGGUGCUGUCCCAGCAGGCAAGCUGUACCCCAAAUUUUGGACACACACUGACAGUUGGUUGGGUACUGAAGACUCUGCAGAGCCAUAGUUCUACAUUUCCCUUUGUCAGUCACCUGACCCGGCAGGUGAUCUCAGUGCUGUCCGGUUCCCAGGUGGUUCUGAGCCCGGCCCAGUCGGUGCUACUGUACCAGCGGUGCCGGAUCCUGAUGGCCUGUCUGCAGCACAGCACUGACCUGGCCCAGUACAUCAGGACAGAGUUUGGAGAGGAGUUCAGGUAUUACGUGACAAUGUCCUGGGUGGAGGAGAAGCUGCCCCCUCAGUACCCCAUCAGCCAGUCCACCCUGAGGCUCAUCUCUCAGCUCCAGCACCUGGUGCUCAGAGAGCCCUGACCUGGGCUUAGCUACUGCUGCACCUCUCUGUCUGUUUCUCUCUCUCUCUCUCUCUCUCUCUCUCUCUCUCCCUAACACACACACACACACACACACACUCACACGUGAAUCUC